CCUUCUGUUGAUUUUGAUUCGCUCAACCUGAUAACGACUGGAUCAACACACCACCAAAACCAGCAAAAAAAAAAAAAAAAAGCUAUUACAUCCGGAUGCGGUGGGCCCACACCUUUCCGGCCCCACCUCUCAGUGUAACAAAUCGCCACCCGUUUCCUCUUCCCUCCCAUGGCGCGAGCGAGCAGCCGCAGGUAGCCUCGGGGUCUCCUCCUCCCGCAUCACCACGAAUCGUUGCCUCGUAACAACCGUCAAAAUCAAAUCGAGUCCAAAGUGGCAGGCUCAAUCCGAUCCGCGAGAGGCCUCCUCCUCCUCCUCCUCGAUCCAGAUGGCCAUGGCGGCGGCGUCGGUUCUCGCCGCCUCGUCCUCCUCCUCCCCUCCUCCGCUCGCGCUCGCGUCGUGGAGAUGGAGGCCUCCGCCGCCGCCGCCUCUUCUGGCAGUUGCAGGUGCAGCUCGCGGAGCGACAAAUCCCAGGCUCGCUCUCCGCCUGAGCGCUGCGGCGUCUCCUCCGGUUACCGGCGAAUCUCGCGCCAUCGCGGGGACGGGGCGGUGUCUGGUGGCGCCGAUGGGUGGGGACGAGACGGAGCGGGAUGCGACGGCUGCGACGGCGCCAGACUGGGGCGCGCUCGCGAGGCGGCUGGCUCUGGGCGCGCUGGGGUGCGCCGUGCUCUGCUGCGGCGGUGCGGCGGUGGCGGCGGAGGACUCGAUCAAGGCGUCCGGCUUCGGGCUGCGUGUGGCGGCGUCGCUGCGGAGGCUCGGGUGGGCGGACGAGGCCGUCGUGUUCACGCUCGCUACGCUACCGGUGAUCGAGCUGCGCGGGGCCAUUCCGGUUGGGUACUGGAUGCGCCUCGACCCCAUCCGCCUCACCGUCCUAUCCGUUCUCGGGAACAUGGUGCCUGUGCCAUUCAUUAUCCUCUACCUGAAAAAACUUGCAGCAUUUCUCUCUCAAAGAAGCGCAUCUGCAACUCGGAUUAUGGAUCUUCUCUUUGAGCGGGCGCGGCAGAAGGCUGCACCUGUUGAGGAAUUUCAAUGGCUUGGUUUGAUGCUGUUUGUGGCUGUACCAUUUCCUGGAACUGGAGCAUGGACUGGGGCAAUAAUUUCAUCGGUUCUUGGCAUGCCAUUCUGGUCAGGUUUUUCAGCAAAUUUCGUGGGCGUUGUCUUAGCAGGACUGUUGGUAAAUUUGCUUAUGAAUCUUGGUUUGAAGUAUGCCAUUAUCACUGGUUUAGUUCUGUUCUUUUUAUCAACUGUCAUGUGGGGUGUCCUUCGAUCCCUCAAAAAAUCACUGAAUGCUAAAUGAUGUAAUGAACAUGCAACUAUUUUUUCGUUGUAAAGAAGAAUUCACCCUUGUGAGGGAAUUCUAGCUGUAAACUUCUCCCUCUAUUUUUCCUAUUAUACAAAAUGAAAAUGCUUACCUUUGAGGCC
Messenger RNA from Oryza sativa Japonica Group (Japanese rice), 1419 nucleotides. NCBI's taxonomy places the organism in Eukaryota, Viridiplantae, Streptophyta, Magnoliopsida, Poales, Poaceae. The record is from RefSeq and is a predicted model, not a curated record.